AUGUAUAAAUAUGCAGAAGCCUCCAAAGCAAUCUCUGUUGUUGUAUUAUUGAAUCCUUCCUCCACCAAUGCUUCAAACCUUCAAAUCACAUCUUCCUUUCGCACUACAUCCAGUCUCACCAUCAUCACCACCAUCCAUCUCUGCUUCUUCCCCCUCAACCCCACCCACCCUGUCCUUCCCCUUCCCCUUCUCCUUACCUUACCCCAAACUCUUCCUCACCCCCCAGCACCAAAAAUGGUAACCAGGCCAGAGCAACGAAAAGUCCAAACCAUCACCAUCAACCUCAACAUCAAAAUCAGCAUCACCCAGAAGCAGUGUAAUACCAGGGACACCUAUACACCCCUCGCACGACUCGUCGCACGAGCGGAGUAA
This is a messenger RNA of Sclerotinia sclerotiorum 1980 UF-70, 372 nucleotides long. RefSeq lists its product as hypothetical. The coding region runs from base 1 to 372 and encodes 123 amino acids. NCBI's taxonomy places the organism in Eukaryota, Fungi, Ascomycota, Leotiomycetes, Helotiales, Sclerotiniaceae. The record is from RefSeq and is a predicted model, not a curated record. The transcript has a single exon.